Rhododendron vialii is the source of this 2544-nucleotide messenger RNA. Its product is annotated as L-type lectin-domain containing receptor kinase SIT2-like. The record is from RefSeq and is a predicted model, not a curated record. Gene Ontology annotation, biological process: protein phosphorylation. The transcript has a single exon. NCBI's taxonomy places the organism in Eukaryota, Viridiplantae, Streptophyta, Magnoliopsida, Ericales, Ericaceae. The coding region runs from base 459 to 2504 and encodes 681 amino acids. Gene Ontology annotation, cellular component: plasma membrane. Gene Ontology annotation, molecular function: ATP binding; protein kinase activity; carbohydrate binding.
UGUAAAGUGACAAACCAAACAGAAUCAGGCUUCACAAACCCAACAUGAAAAUCAUUGCUCACGAAGUGAUCCUUUAUCCUUCUAUCAAAUGGAGAUGAUCCUAGUUUGUUCCUUAAGUAGUCUUCAUUUAAAUUAUGGUUUGUUUGUGUGGUCUUCCAUUCUAUCAAAGGAUAACCAUAACGAGAAUGACAUGGUGACUGCCAAAUUGGAAUCACAGUGAAGUUAUUCUCAUUCAGUAACAAACUUAGGUUUCUUUAGCUAACCUGCUGCCCUCUAUGCAACGGUGUUGACUCCCCAAAUCCCCGUUUUACCCUUGGAAGGAGACCCUGAUGUUUUAUAACAGAGAAGAAUCUAUUUUCAAACAAGACAAACCAUCCAUUGUUGGCUUGCUACAAGCAAGAAGCUCUUCCCUAAUUACCACCACCCCCAAAAAAAGAAGCUCUUCCCUAAAUUGGUAAAUGACUUCCAUACCUGUAUCAGUUUAUUUUCUCAUACUUUUAUAUGUUUGCUUGAAUCCCCAAGUCAUGGCUGUAGAUGAAAACCAGUUCGCAUACAAUGGCUUCAAUGGAGCCAAUAUUCACCUUGAUGGGGUUGCAAAAAUCCAUUCCAAUGGUCUUUUGCAGCUAACCAACAGUUCAAACAACGUAACCGGUCAUGCUUUCUACCAGCUUCCCAUAAGGUUCAACGCAUCUUCCUCCACAUUACCCCAGGCUCUAUCAUUUUCCACCCAUUUUGUGUUUGCCAUUGUUCCCGAGACACCAAAUAUUAGUAGUAAUGGAAUGGCCUUUGUGAUCUCACCAUCUACAGACUUCACCCAAGCCAUAGGAAACCAGUAUUUUGGGCUCCUCAAUUCUUCUAACAUUGGGCUCCCUUCCAAUCAUCUAUUGGCAAUUGAGCUCGAUACCAUUGAGAAUCCUGAAUUCAAUGAUAUAAACGGUAACCAUGUUGGAAUUGAUGUUAACAGCUUAGUAUCAAAUGUAUCUGCUACCGUCGCUUAUUACUCCAACAGGGAACAAAUUAAUCGGCGCUUGGAGCUUGUAAGUGGGAGUCCAUUGCACAUUUGGAUAGAGUACGAUGGGUUUGAGAAUGUACUCAAUGUAACACUAGCUCCUAUUUCAAGCCCCAAACCAGAUCAGUCUCUCAUGUCAACACAAAUCAACCUUUCUUCAAUUCUGUUGGAUUCAAUGUAUGUUGGUUUCUCUGCUGCUACGGGAGGAGCAGUUUCAGGGAACCACUACAUUCUUGGUUGGAGCUUCAAUAAAAGUGGGAAAGCACAGGGCCUAGAAAUUUCAAAGCUUCCUUCACUUCCUCCACUUCCUCAUCAAAGAAAACCAAUACUGAAACCCGGACUAGAAAUUACAGUGUCAGUAACAAUAGUAUUCAUUGGGCUGACUAUCACAAUUGCAGGGACAUUUUAUAUGUUGAGGAGGAAAAAGUAUGAAGAAAUACGUGAAUAUUGGGAAAGGGAAUAUGGCCCUCAUAGGUUUUCCUAUAAGGAUCUCUUCAAAGCUACCAGAGGUUUCAUAGAUGAAGAGCUUCUUGGAGCAGGAGGUUUCGGCAAGGUUUAUAGAGGAAUUCUUCCCUCCUCGAAGGAACAAGUUGCAGUCAAGAAAAUCUCCCAUGAUUCAAAACAAGGAAUGAAGGAGUUUGUGGCUGAAAUUGCUAGCAUGGGAAGGCUAAGGCACAGGAAUUUGGUGCAGCUCCUUGGCUAUAGCCGGCGGAAGGGAGAGCUGCUCUUGGUCUAUGAUUAUAUGCCGAAUGGAAGCCUUGACAAGUUCCUAUUUAGCAAUGAAAAGCCAAUCCUCGACUGGGCACAACGUUAUCGUAUCAUCAGAGGAGUAGCAUCCGCCCUUCUGUAUCUGCACGAAGAAUGGGAACAAGUUGUUCUUCACAGAGACGUGAAGUCUAGUAAUGUUCUAUUGGACUCUGAUCUAAACGGAAGGCUUGGGGAUUUCGGUCUUGCUAGAUUACACGAUCAUGGAGCAAACCUCGAAACUACCCAUGUGGUGGGGACAAUUGGGUACCUUGCACCAGAGCUUUCUAGAACCGGAAAGGCAACGCCAAGCACUGAUGUGUUUUCUUUCGGUGCAUUCAUACUUGAAGUAGCUUGUGGAAGGAGGCCCAUACAGCUACAACAGUCGCCUGACGACGUGGUUUUGGUUGAUUGGGUUUUCAAGAAAUGGAAAGAGGGAGUGAUUCUCGAGUCAAGUGAUCCUAGAUUGGGAGGAGAUUAUUUGGAGGAGGAAAUGGAGUUGGUUUUGAAACUAGGCCUGCUUUGCUCCAAGUCCGAUGCAGCGACAAGACCCAGCAUGCGGCAAGUGAUUCAAUACCUUGAGGGAGAUGUCCUGUUGCCGGAGAUAAUUCAUGACAGCACAAGUAUUGGUACAAUAGGUCUUGGUAAUGAAGGAUCAUCUGAAUUUGUCCUGUCAUUUCCAUCAUCCAUUGUGAAGUCUUCUGUUCCCUCCAUAUCUAGCACAGAGUCAAUACUCACUAGCGGUCGGUAAAUGUGAAAGUUUCCAGUGCCUUGGAUAAUGUUAGAUUAUG